AUGUCGCAAUCUAGUGAAAAAUCUAUUAAAAAGCAAAAAACAACAAAUCUUCAAAAUGUUUUAGUAAAUAAGGGUGGACGUCCAAAAUUUGCUGUUUGGGAAGAUUUUAUUGUUGGAGAUUAUGAUGGUAAAGCACAUUUGGCUUUACACUACAAGGGUGAGGUUCCUGAGAAUAUUAGACGUCAUUGGUUAAUUGAAGUGGCAAGACGAAGUGAGAAAGUAAAGAAUGAUGAUAGUGAUAUUGAAAAAUAUAUUCCACCUGGACGAGGUACUUUAUCGGAGCGAAUACUUGAUGAGGAAACUGCUCGUAUAACUGUACGAAUUGAAAAUUUACUUGACAAUGCAAAAAAUUUAACACUAG
Molecule: messenger RNA, 361 nt
Organism: Racocetra fulgida
Lineage: Eukaryota; Fungi; Glomeromycota; Glomeromycetes; Diversisporales; Gigasporaceae
Source: the annotation of a GenBank genome assembly